Tribolium castaneum (red flour beetle) is the source of this 1818-nucleotide messenger RNA. RefSeq lists its product as uncharacterized. Gene Ontology annotation, biological process: outer dynein arm assembly; cilium movement. Bases 66 to 1757 code for a protein of 563 amino acids. The transcript has 10 exons. Gene Ontology annotation, cellular component: cilium; ciliary rootlet; ciliary basal body. NCBI's taxonomy places the organism in Eukaryota, Metazoa, Arthropoda, Insecta, Coleoptera, Tenebrionidae. The record is from RefSeq and is a predicted model, not a curated record.
UUUCCCGUAUAAUGAAGUUUUUUUUUAAGACAGGAGUUUAAAUAGUUAAUUUGUAGUUUUUCAAAAUGAAUUUAAUAAAUAACGCCCUAUCGGCUAAGAAUGUGAGAAUUCACGGCAUGUCGUCCGAAAAAUGGACAACAAGAGACAAAAUAACGCAAUACAAGGGAUUGGUCAAUUUGUACAGAAGAGAUCGCCAAAUUACGGAAGUCGAUACCGCUGUAGCCAGUAAAAAACAGUAUAAAGGUCUCCAGGCGUUACGUAAAUCCAUCGAAACUGAUAGACAUAAGUUGGACAAUGCAAUAGGCGGUGAUAGGCAAAAGCUACGCAAUACUUUGGCUGAACAUCGAGAACUUCAAUUAGCGCAUCAAAAUUCCGACCCAAAAAAAGUCAUAGAAAACGUCCACCAGAUUAAUUUUACGAAGCGCAAAGUUUUAGACAAAUUGCAAUACCAGAUGAAGCUAAAAUCGCAGCAAUUGAUCGAUUUGAAAUUAGAGGAAGCUCUGCUCCAAGACCGCCUGAAAUACGAAGUUUACGAUAAGAUAAAAGAGGAGGAAGUCGCGCAAAUCAUCACUGGGAAAGUGCAAGACGCGCUAUUGAAAAAAGAAGCGGCUUUGGCAAUACAACAAACUUACGCCGAAAUAAUUAACGUUAUGAAAAAAGAUGCGCUUUAUUUUGACGGAAUUUUAUUAGCCAUUCAAACGGACUAUUGGUAUCAAUGUAGGUGUGUCUUGAACGCCGCCAAACAGGGCCAAUUAGCCACUGAAUAUAAGAACGACAGAGAGCAAGAAUUUGAAGCCUUGGAAAAGGCGGUUAUCAAAGACAUGAAAACACAAAAAGUGGACUUGGAAAUAGUCCGCGAACAAGCCGAAAAUUUACAUUCAAAUUUAAAGCAUUUAUUGAGGAGAGACAGCGACCUAACGACUUGUAUAUUGAAACUUGAAGAAUCACAAGACUUUACGGAGUUACGUAAAGAUUUGAGUAAAAUUGAAACUGCGUUAACAUACUUGAGAGACACGACACUGGUCUCUUCUUUCGAACAGAUUUAUCCAAGUUUGCAAGAACAAUUGAGACAGAAGAGGCGAUUAAAUGCGCUUGCAAAAAAAUGUGAACGUAAUAGAGACAUAAUAUUGAAUAAAAUGAACCAUGCUGAGCUCAUGAACAAUAUGUUGAAAAAUACAAUGGUGGAGACAACCGGAGAAUAUAAAAAACGUAAGAAAGAAUUAAUGGAUGCCGUUGAGGAGCAAAACCAAAGCAAAAAACAGUGUGACCAGCUACGAGAUCGCAAACGUGAUUUGAUAGCAAAAGUGAGAAUUUCACUCAGACAAAUCCAACAGUUGUGUUUGCCCGUAAAAACGGCCGAGGAGCGUCAGCAUAUUAAAAAACACGAUUUCGAAGCCAAUGCUGAUGACCCUCCAGAGCCCCCACAAGAAGAUGAAAUUGAUGGGCGUAAAAUAAUAUCAGAUUUGACCCCAAAAUUGAGUUAUUUGAUGGCAAACGUGUCUGAGAAGAUGGACGAUUCUAAGACCGACGCCGCUUACAGAUUUUAUGAAAGUUUGAUGAAAGAGCGUUGCGUUGAAGAGCCGCCUGAAAUCACAACUGACGAAUCUCUUAUGGGGGAGUUCUCUGCUGAAGUGUCCCAUCUUCUCACUAGAGAGGAUAUUAAGAAGCAAAGUGCUGAGAUCGUCGCUGCCCAUAACAAGGAGGAAGAUCUGGUGCCAAUAUUUCAAGUUAAAAGAAAAAAGAGGAAGUUCAAAUAGAGUCUGGCACCUGCUCUAGCUACUAUCUAUAUUAUUUUUAUUAAAUAUUGUGAAAAAAACA